Molecule: messenger RNA, 1671 nt
Organism: Adineta ricciae
Lineage: Eukaryota; Metazoa; Rotifera; Eurotatoria; Adinetida; Adinetidae
Source: the annotation of a GenBank genome assembly
AUGUCGCUACUGACAUUUCCAACUGAACUCAUCCAUCACGUCCUGGAUCAACUGGAUAUCAAUGAUAUUCUGUUUUCAUUGCGCAACGUUUGCAGACAGUUUUAUGCCCUUACCAAUAGUUACAAUCGGUACAAAAUACGAUUCACGAGCAGUACACCAAAAGCUGAUAUUUAUCGAAUAUGUCGGAUAAUUCGACCGGAAAAUGUGAUAUCACUUACUCUGAUACAGGCACAUUCCGACAGAGUAGUGGAACGCUUCAAACUUAUUCUUUCUCUCGUCAAUAUUCAUCAAUUUACUUGUCUUCAAUCGUUAGAUCUUUAUGAAGUGGACCCAGACACUCUCGACAACAUUCUACAACAUGUCAUCACCGUUCCCACUUUCACAAAGCUGUCAGUCGCGGUAAAACCUUUUCAGCCUAUGAGUGACCGUACGGUUGAUCUUCUCUCAUCAAUACUUGCCGCAGAAAACUUUCGAGAAUUUAAGCUGUACUGUGCGACUGACCAAAUAGCAGCACUCUCGUGGUUAAGUAAAUGCAGACUAGAACGAUUAACGCUUGGCAGCUGCGAUCAGAGAGUGUUAUGUCACAUUCUUGACCGUUUACCUAAUCUUUGCAGCUUCCGAGUAGAUGAUUUCUACACAAGCUACCUUGAUCCAUCUGAUAUAAGUCUGUCCACCGCUCAUAUGUUAACGUCACUAACAUUGCGCAGCAACAAAAGAAGUAUUUAUCAAUAUGAAUCGUUGCUUUCAUAUACACCCGCACUCGUUCACCUUCGUUUGACCGAUUAUUUGACUAAAUUUGCUUGUUUACAACGUCUAUCUCAAUGGGAAUCGUUUAUUCGUCAGAAACUGCCUUCAUUACAAACAUUUAAAUUUCAUGUCAAUACAAAUGAAUAUGAGCGUCACGAUGCCAACAUCAUAGAGCCACUUGUCAAUGCGUUUCGCACCCCAUUUUGGCUUCAACUCAAACGUUGGUAUGUUACUUGUCAAUAUACCGAUGAUGGCACAAAACCGAAUCUGAGUUUGUAUUCACGAUCAGACUCGUAUAAGAAUUUUCCUGAAAAUACGUCGCGAAGCAAUUUAUCAUACUCGAUGUCGACAACUGAGAAUGACAAUGUGAUCGAUAUGAACAUUAACUGGAAGGUUCGUUUAAAUGCAUUUUACAUGAUGGGUUCUAUCGGCCUCCAUGAACCUAACAAAACAAAUCACUACAUGUUUCGAAGUAUAACUUAUUUAGCGCUCGAUUUGCAUAGCUCCAUCACUUCGUACCAGUUUCUAUCGGCACUCUCUGAUUACUCACAAUUAACGGAAAUCUGGUUAUUCUUCAACACAGACCAUCAUCAUCUUGGGCGCAAUGCGAUGCAAAAUAUACUCAAUUUAGUGGGCAAUGUUCCUACCGUUGGUAUCUCCUAUACCAAUGAUUGGACGUUAAUACCCGAAGAUAUCUUAGAUACAAUAAUCUCUCAUCAAGUCAAACAUCUUAUCAUACGAACGGUAUAUGAGGAAUGUAUGCAAUCAGUAGUGACAUAUGCUCGGCAACUGACAACUAUCACAUUUGUUUGUGACCAGUGUUCAUCAAAUGCAUGGACACAUAUGACGAGAUGGCUGGACAAGAACGGAAACAAAUAUUCCGUGAAAGAUGACAGUCGAUCUCUUUGUGUAUAUUUCGAAUAG